CCUUUCGCGUCCCCCACCCUCUCGGCUCCGCCUGGCAGCAGCUCCGCCGCCCAGAGGCGUCCGAGACCCUCCGACUCGUGGGUACGCAUAGGCCUCGCCAGCGAGCCUUGCCCAGGCAACGAGUCGCCAGCCCGCCCCCUCGCCGCGGGCUAGGUCUCACCUCGCCACCAGUACGUCUUGGACAAGUAGUGCCAGGUCUGAUGCCGGGUGUGGUGAGUGCCGCCGGGACCCAGGUGCGCCGCCUCGAUGAGGUCCCGGCGUCGCUCCGGCUGCAGCACCACCUCCAGCUCCGCGAAGGUCUUGCGGUGCCGCUGCCGCCGCUGGUAAUACAGAGUCCCGCCGCGCACCACGUAGCAGGCGGCAGCUUUUCGGAUUUUACGCUUGACAUUGCCCUCGGUGCCCGGCGCAUACGGCUCGCGCUCGUUCGUCAGGUAACGCAGGAUGGCCCGGUAGCUUUCCUCGCUUGACAUCGCGGACCGCGGCUCCCUGAGGGCGCCUGUCAGGGACAGGUGAGGAAAACGGCCCGCUACCUACGGGCGGCUGCAGGAGGAGCGGCGGCACCGUAGGGAGAAACGGCUGCGCCUUUGGCGAGCGCUCUUCGACGGCUCCCUUAGUCCGAAGGAAAAGCGGGCGAGUUGGUAACCAGGGGGAACUGCACUUCUCCAGCGCGCGGGAUCCGCUGGCGACUGACAAAAUGGCUGCUGCACCACCGGAAGUGACGCAAGGCAAGGGCGGGGACUGAGCCCUGAUUGGAGCGCACUCUCGUUUUCUGGCUUGAUGGAGCCGAUCCAGUGACGUCAGGAAUGCGGGUGGACAUUUUGGAAGCGGGUAGGACCCUUCACUGCAGUUCGAGGGAGUCUUUAAGCAGACAUCUUAAGUCCUGGCAGUUUCUCUUUUCAUUUUUCCCUUUUCCACGCUUUCUAAGGAGCCACGUGUAGGGGGAGCUGGUGGACAGUUGAGAGUUCAGCCGAAACAUCCAGAGGGUUAGGAGUCCGUUUUUACGUUUGAGACUCCCAACAUCAUAAAAGCAUAUUUUCAGGCUUCUGGAAAAAUAUUAGUCUCUUGACACGGGACCAGAGACAGCCCAUUUACAUGGAAAUUUAGAUUCCAGUUAACAGUUAUAAAAUUUUCAGUGCCUCCCUCAGUGAUGAGUUAUUGUUUCUAAACUUGCACCUGCUAGCUCCAGACUACUCAAGGAAGAGUCGAGAUUCUUUUGGAAUUAUCAGCAUUUAUAGUCAAUGUUAUUGCGAGUGGAAAAGGGGGUCGGUAACACUAUUUUAAGGCUUUAUUUACAUAUAUUUUUACACAAACGUAGGGGAAAAGGUUCUCCAUUUUGCACCAAAUAUAUAUGAGGGUGCAAGAAGGGGAGCGGACUUGAGCUGCGUCUCCCAGUGCGUGCUGAGGAUGCUAAUACAGGUAUUUAGCUGGUAAUCCCGGAGCAGCGACCCCGGUCACCCUUUCCUGGGACGAAUCUGCAGCGCUCACAGGGGCCCAGGGCUGACAUCCCUCCUCGGGGACUGGGGUUGGACACUGUCGCCGCUUUGCUAAAGCCAGAACAUUUCAGGCCGAGGGCUCCAGCUGCAGACACGGCCUAGUACACUUCUCCACCGGAGGGUCUGUAGUCUCUGGGUGAGGCCCUUUGACGCUCCUAGAAGUAGCUGACGGGCAGACAGGUGAAUACAGUAGGCUCGAAAACAGAAUCAUACAGCCAGCCUCUGGUGUUAGGGGCGUGUUUUUGUGUGUGUGCACACGCAGUAAUUCCCGGAUGGCCCGGACAUCCUUGAAAGAUUCCAGGUCUCCUAUGUUGCCUCAAACAAUCCUCCCACCUUGGCCUCCGGAGGAGCUAGAGUACAGCCGCUGCCACCAAGCCCGGAUUUGCUAUGACACUGAUAUACAAGUUAUAGAGUCCCUGCUUUCAACUGUUUUAGGGUAUAACUUAGAAGUGGAACUGCUGGGAUAAUUUUUAUGUUUACCCUUUUGAGAAAACACCAAAUGAUUUUUCACAGCUGUUGCAUAUUUAGCAAUGCACAAAGGUUCCAAUUUCUCCCCAUCCUCACCAACACCUGUAAUUCCUGUUUUUUUUUUUCCUGAAUAGUCACCCUAAUAGGUGUGUCAUAUCCACUUUUAAGUUUCUCCUUCCUCUGAACUUUCAACAUAUUUUAUGUCUGAUGGCAUUUAUUUCUCACAAUACCUAGAAAAGUCCUUCAUCCAGAAGGUGUUCAGUAAGUAUUCCCAAGCCUCCUGAAUACUAGUCCUACCAUGGCACUCAAACUUUUUCUCAUGUAUAACCCAGCUAAAAGGACACUUAACAAGGACCAGAAAAACCACUGUUUUUCUAGUGAAUGAACUAGUGUAUGGUGGACUGGUUCAUGGUCCACUGGCUAUGUUAGGACUAAUCCUGUAAAUAUUGCAAUCAAAACCAAAUUAUGGUAACUUCUCAAUUUCCUCCCACUGGAAAACUAAGCCCUUCCACCCUGCCCUAUAACGCAAAGGUGCUUAACGUAAUUUAUCUGACUUUAAAAUUUCAACUCGGUAUUGCUACUAGCCUAAAAUAUAUAGAGACAGUUUAUAAUAUCUUUUUCAUUUUGCUGACGCUUUACAGUUUAAGAGCUCUUUCGCAUACAGUCUGAUUUAAUUUUACAGAGCAGAAAACCAACGUUCAGAGAGCUUUGACAACUUAAGAGAUAGCCCCCAACAUCAAGGCGUAUUCCACUUACCGACUGUCCCUUUUUGUGCUUCCUUCUGUAGAGGACAGUCCAGUUUAUCUGCCGAGGAUUCCUCUUGGAAAGGAAAGCCGACUCGCAUUUCGCAUUAAGAAACUGGAAAACCUAGAGUGACAAAUGCAAAGGAAUUACUAUUUAACUAUACAAAGUACAAGAGGCUGAGUAAGCUUGGAAUCCUUAGAAGAUCAAUAUGCUAGUUCUGGCUUAUCAUUUUACAAAACUGAGGCCCACAAGGACCAAAAGGCUGUCACAUAACUGGCAGGUAACUGUGUCACACUAUGAAGGUCCUUGCGUUUAGUCUUUUCUCGAGAGCAGGAAAUCUAGGCUCAUAGCAAAGGACAGGGUGGUGCGUCCUUCUGGGAAGCAUUCUGCUCUUGUCCGUCCCAGGAUUCCAAAGGGUACCUCCGUACCUCAGUUAUUUCCCUUACACCGGGACAUCAGUUACAUAAACCCCUCCUGAUGUCCGACCUGGCUCACAAUAAAUAAUCAACACUGGUUCACUUAGAGGUUUCUGGUCCUAACGACCAGUCCACAGAGCGUCCACGAAGACUUCCAGAGGCCAGUGGUGAUGUGGGGAAUAAACCCGCCUAAACCGAAUUAAACCAGCCUUUCCUCCUCGGAGUACAAGAAGGUAGGUGAAGCCGACGCGGCUUUUUACCUUCCCGUCGGUCCUGGCGUAGCGCCUCCCGUGUCCGGGGUAGAUCUUGUACCCGCUAAAACUGCACAGCUCGACCCUGCAACAAAAAGUGAAAGUCCAUCAGGGAGGGUGUCUACAGCCAUGCCAGGGACGACAGAGAGGAGUUCUGCCCGAGGAUGUAAGCGGAUUGGGAACCACGGGUCGUGCUUACUUCAUGGCGACAGCUCCACGGAAAGACAAAAGAUGGCGAAAAGAAAGAGAGAAUCAUGGGAAGAGACCUUAUAAGGUCGCUGCGGGGAUGGGGGCCGGAAAUCUCCUCCCCAAUAUCCUUCGAUGCUCCUGGCCCUCCUUGAUGACGUAAUCAUCGCGAGGCGAAAGAUCUCGUUUUCCCUGACAGCUGACUUCCUCUGGCGCAAUUCAUCCAGAGGCGCUGGAGGGUUCUCGGGCCCAGAGGGCCUGCCAAAAAGGCAGUCAGACAGUUGGUUUAUGAGUCAUUCUGUCUCUGUCUCUCCUCUCUUUUUUUUUUUUGAGACGGAGUUUCGCUCUUGUUGCCCAGGCUGGAGUGCAGUGGCGCAAUCUCGGCUCACCGUAACCUCCGCCUCCCAGGUUCAAGCGAUUCUCCUGCCUCAGCCUCCCUAGUAGCUGGGAUUACAGGCAUGUGCCACCACGUCCGGCUAAUUUUGUAUUUUUCGUAGAGACGGGGUUUCUCCAUGUUGGUCAGGCUGGUCUCGAACUCCUGACCUCAGGUGGUCCGCCCUCCUCGGCCUCCCAAAGUGUUGGGAUUAUAGGCGGGAGCCACUGCGCCCGGCCCAUUCUGCCUCUCUUACUGCCAAGUAUCCUAGAGCCAUCUUCCGGCUGCAGGGAAUGUGAACUGAAGAGAAAGGUGUCCUCUCUUCUCAUAAAGAGACCCAAAGACGAAUGCCCCGCAGUCUCUCGUUCCACCUUACGAGAAACACCCACAGGUGUGGAGGGGCAACCCACCCCUUCAUCUGGUGCCCAACGUGGAGGCUUUUCUCUAGGGUGAAGGUACGCUCGAGCGUGGUCAUUGAGGACAAGUUGACGAGAGAUCCCGAGUACAUCUACAGUCAGCCUUGCGGUAAGCUUGUGCGCUCGGAAGAAGCUAGGGUGAUAAUGGGGCAAACUAAAAGUAAAACUAAAAGUAAAUAUGCCUCUUAUCUCAGCUUUAUUAAAAUUCUUUUAAAAAGAGGGGGAGUUAGAGUAUCUACAAAAAAUCUAAUCAAGCUAUUUCAAAUAAUAGAACAAUUUUGCCCAUGGUUUCCAGAACAAGGAACUUUAGAUCUAAAAGAUUGGAAAAGAAUUGGCGAGGAACUAAAACAAGCAGGUAGAAAGGGUAAUAUCAUUCCACUUACAGUAUGGAAUGAUUGGGCCAUUAUUAAAGCAGCUUUAGAACCAUUUCAAACAAAAGAAGAUAGCGUUUCAGUUUCUGAUGCCCCUGGAAGCUGUGUAAUAGAUUGUAAUGAAAAGACAGGGAGAAAAUCCCAGAAAGAAACAGAAAGUUUACAUUGCGAAUAUGUAACAGAGCCAGUAAUGGCUCAGUCAACGCAAAAUGUUGACUAUAAUCAAUUACAGGGGGUGAUAUAUCCUGAAACGUUAAAAUUAGAAGGAAAAGGUCCAGAAUUAGUGGGGCCAUCAGAGUCUAAACCACGAGGGCCAAGUCCUCUUCCAGCAGGUCAGGUGCCCGUAACAUUACAACCUCAAACGCAGGUUAAAGAAAAUAAGACCCAACCGCCAGUAGCUUAUCAAUACUGGCCGCCGGCUGAACUUCAGUAUCUGCCACCCCCAGAAAGUCAGUAUGGAUAUCCAGGAAUGCCCCCAGCACUACAGGGCAGGGCGCCAUAUCCUCAGCCGCCCACUGUGAGACUUAAUCCUACAGCAUCACGUAGUGGACAAGGUGGUACACUGCACGCAGUCAUUGAUGAAGCCAGAAAACAGGGAGAUCUUGAGGCAUGGCGGUUCCUGGUAAUUUUACAACUGGUACAGGCCGGGGAAGAGACUCAAGUAGGAGCGCCUGCCCGAGCUGAGACUAGAUGUGAACCUUUCACCAUGAAAAUGUUAAAAGAUAUAAAGGAAGGAGUUAAACAAUAUGGAUCCAACUCCCCUUAUAUAAGAACAUUAUUAGAUUCCAUUGCUCAUGGAAAUAGACUUACUCCUUAUGACUGGGAAAGUUUGGCCAAAUCUUCCCUUUCAUCCUCUCAGUAUCUACAGUUUAAAACCUGGUGGAUUGAUGGAGUACAAGAACAGGUACGAAAAAAUCAGGCUACUAAGCCCACUGUUAAUAUAGACGCAGACCAAUUGUUAGGAACAGGUCCAAAUUGGAGCACCAUUAACCAACAAUCAGUGAUGCAGAAUGAGGCUAUUGAACAAGUAAGGGCUAUUUGCCUCAGGGCCUGGGGAAAAAUUCAGGACCCAGGAACAGCUUUCCCUAUUAAUUCAAUUAGACAAGGCUCUAAAGAGCCAUAUCCUGACUUUGUGGCAAGAUUACAAGAUGCUGCUCAAAAGUCUAUUACAGAUGACAAUGCCCGAAAAGUUAUUGUAGAAUUAAUGGCCUAUGAAAAUGCAAAUCCAGAAUGUCAGUCGGCCAUAAAGCCAUUAAAAGGAAAAGUUCCAGCAGGAGUUGAUGUAAUUACAGAAUAUGUGAAGGCUUGUGAUGGGAUUGGAGGAGCUAUGCAUAAGGCAAUGCUAAUGGCUCAAGCAAUGAGGGGGCUCACUCUAGGAGGACAAGUUAGAACAUUUGGGAAAAAAUGUUAUAAUUGUGGUCAAAUCGGUCAUCUGAAAAGGAGUUGCCCAGUCUUAAAUAAACAGAAUAUAAUAAAUCAAGCUAUUACAGCAAAAAAUAAAAAGCCAUCUGGCCUGUGUCCAAAAUGUGGAAAAGGAAAACAUUGGGCCAAUCAAUGUCAUUCUAAAUUUGAUAAAGAUGGGCAACCAUUGUCGGGAAACAGGAAGAGGGGCCAGCCUCAGGCCCCCCAACAAACUGGGGCAUUCCCAGUUCAACUGUUUGUUCCUCAGGGUUUUCAAGGACAACAACCCCUACAGAAAAUACCACCACUUCAGGGAGUCAGCCAAUUACAACAAUCCAACAGCUGUCCCGCGCCACAGCAGGCAGCGCCACAGUAGAUUUAUGUUCCACCCAAAUGGUCUCUUUACUCCCUGGAGAGCCCCCACAAAAGAUUCCUAGAGGGGUAUAUGGCCCGCUGCCAGAAGGGAGGGUAGGCCUUAUUUUAGGGUGAUCAAGUCUAAAUUUGAAGGGAGUCCAAAUUCAUACUGGGGUAAUUUAUUCAGAUUAUAAAGGGGGAAUUCAGUUAGUGAUCAGCUCCACUGUUCCCUGGAGUGCCAAUCCAGGUGAUAGAAUUGCUCAAUUACUGCUUUUGCCUUAUGUUAAAAUUGGGGAAAACAAAACGGAAAGAACAGGAGGGUUUGGAAGUACCAACCCUGCAGGAAAAGCCACUUAUUGGGCUAAUCAGGUCUCAGAGGAUAGACCCGUGUGUACAGUCACUAUUCAGGGAAAGAGUUUGAAGGAUUAGUGGAUACCCAGGCUGAUGUUUCUAUCAUCGGCAUAGGCACCGCCUCAGAAGUGUAUCAGAGUGCCAUGAUUUUACAUUGUCUAGGAUCUGAUAAUCAAGAAAGUACGGUUCAGCCUAUGAUCACUUCUAUUCCAAUCAAUUUAUGGGGCCGAGACUUGUUACAACAAUGGCAUGCAGAGAUUACUAUCCCAGCCUCCCUAUACAGCCCCAGGAAUCAAAAAAUCAUGACUAAAAUGGGAUAGCUCCCUAAAAAGGGACUAGGAAAGAAUGAAGAUGGCAUUAAAGUCCCAACUGAGGCUGAAAAAAAUCAAAAAAAGAAAAGGAAUAGGGCAUCCUUUUUAGAAGCGGUCACUGUAGAGCCUCCAAAACCCAUUCCAUUAAUUUGGGGGGAAAAAAAAAAACUGUAUGGUAAAUCAGUAGCCGCUUCCAAAACAAAAACUGGAGGCUUUACACUUAUUAGCAAAGAAACAGUUAGAAAAAGGACAUAUUGAGCCUUCAUUUUCGCCUUGGAAUUCUCCUGUUUGUAAUUCAGAAAAAAUCCGGCAGAUGGCGUAUGCUAACUGACUUAAGAGCCAUUAAUGCCAUAAUUCAACCCAUGGGGGCUCUCCCAUCCCGGUUGCCCUCUCCAGCCAUGGUCCCCUUUAAUUAUAAUUGAUCUGAAGGAUUGCUUUUUUACCAUUCCUCUGGCAAAAGAGGAUUUUGAAAAAUUUGCUUUUACUAUACCAGCCUAAAUAAUAAAGAACCAGCCACCAGGUUUCAGUGGAAAGUAUUGCCUCAGGGAAUGCUUAAUAAUUCAACUAUUUGUCAGACUUUCAUAGCUCAAGCUCUGCAACCAGUUAGAGACAAGUUUUCAGACUGUUAUAUCGUUCAUUAUGUUGAUAUUUUGUGUGCUGCAGAAACGAGAGACAAAUUAAUUGACCGUUACACAUUUCUCAGACAGAGGUUGCCAACGCGGGACUGACAAUAGCAUCUGAUAAGAUUCAAACCUCUCCUCCUUUCCAUUACUUGGGAAUGCAGGUAGAGGAAAGGAAAAUUAAACCACAAAAAAUAGAAAUAAGAAAAGACACAUUAAAAACAUUAAAUGAGUUUCAAAAGUUGGUAGGAGAUACUAAUUGGAUUCGGAGAUAUUAAUUGGAUUUGGCCAACUCUAGGCAUUCCUACUUAUGCCAUGUCAAUUUUGUUCUCUUUCUUAAGAGGGGACUUGGAAUUAAAUAGUGAAAGAAUGUUACCUCCAGAGGCAACUAAAGAAAUUAAAUUAAUUGAAGAAAAAAAUUCGGUCAGCACAAGUAAAUAGGAUCACUUGGCCCCACUCCAAAUUUUGAUUUUUGGUACUGCACAUUCUCUAACAGCCAUCAUUGUUCAAAACACAGAUCUUGUGGAUUGGUCCUUCCUUCCUCAUAGUACAAUUAAGACUUUUACAUUGUACUUGGAUCAAAUGGCUACAUUAAUUGGUCAGGGAAGAUUACGAAUAAUAACAUUGUGUGGAAAUGACCCAGAUAAAAUCACUGUUCCUUUCAACAAGCAACAAGUUAGACAAGCCUUUAUCAGUUCUGGUGCAUGGCAGAUUGGUCUUGCUAAUUUUCUGGGAAUUAUUGAUAAUCAUUACCCAAAAACAAAAAUCUUCCAGUUCUUAAAAUUGACUACUUGGAUUCUACCUAAAAUUACCAGACGUGAACCUUUAGAAAAUGCUCUAACAGUAUUUACUGAUGGUUCCAGCAAUGGAAAAGCGGCUUACACAGGGCCGAAAGAACGAGUAAUCAAAACUCCGUAUCAAUCAGCUCAAAGAGCAGAGUUGGUUGCAGUCAUUACAGUGUUACAAGAUUUUGACCAACCUAUCAAUAUUAUAUCAGAUUCUGCAUAUGUAGUACAGGCUACAAGGGAUGUUGAGACAGCUCUAAUUAAAUAUAGCACGGACGAUCAUUUAAACCAGCUAUUCAAUUUAUUACAACAAACUGUAAGAAAAAGAAAUUUCCCAUUUUAUAUUACUCAUAUUCGAGCACACACUAAUUUACCAGGGCCUUUGACUAAAGCAAAUGAACAAGCUGACUUACUGGUAUCAUCUGCAUUCAUAAAAGCACAAGAACUUCUUGCUUUGACUCAUGUAAAUGCAGCAGGAUUAAAAAACAAAUUUGAUGUCACAUGGAAACAGGCAAAAGAUAUUGUACAACAUUGCACCCAGUGUCAAGUCUUACACCUGUCCACUCAAGAGGCAGGAGUUAAUCCCAGAGGUCUGUGUCCUAAUGCGUUAUGGCAAAUGGAUGGCACGCAUGUUCCUUCAUUUGGAAGAUUAUCAUAUGUUCAUGUAACAGUUGAUACUUAUUCACAUUUCAUAUGGGCAACUUGCCAAACAGGAGAAAGUACUUCCCAUGUUAAAAAACAUUUAUUAUCUUGUUUUGCUGUAAUGGGAGUUCCAGAAAAAAUCAAAACUGACAAUGGACCAGGAUAUUGUAGUAAAGCUUUCCAAAAAUUCUUAAGUCAGUGGAAAAUUUCACAUACAACAGGAAUUCCUUAUAAUUCCCAAGGACAGGCCAUAGUUGAAAGAACUAAUAGAACACUCAAAACUCAAUUAGUUAAACAAAAAGAAGGGGGAGACAGUAAGGAGUGUACCACUCCUCAGAUGCAACUUAAUCUAGCACUCUAUACUUUAAAUUUUUUAAACAUUUAUAGAAAUCAGACUACUACUUCUGCAAAACAACAUCUUACUGGUAAAAAGCACAGCCCACAUGAAGGAAAACUAAUUUGGUGGAAAGAUAAUAAAAAUAAGACAUGGGAAAUAGGGAAGGUGAUAACGUGGGGGAGAGGUUUUGCUUGUGUUUCACCAGGAGAAAAUCAGCUUCCUGUUUGGAUACCCACUAGACAUUUGAAGUUCUACAAUGAACCCAUCGGAGAUGCAAAGAAAAGGGCCUCCACAGAGAUGGUAACCCCAGUCACAUGGAUGGAUAAUCCUAUAGAAGUAUAUGUUAAUGAUAGUGUAUGGGUACCUGGCCCCACAGAUGAUCGCUGCCCUGCCAAACCUGAGGAAGAAGGGAUGAUGAUAAAUAUUUCCAUUGUGUAUCGUUAUCCUCCUAUUUGCCUAGGGAGAGCACCAGGAUGUUUAAUGCCUGCAGUCCAAAAUUGGUUGGUAGAAGUACCUACUGUCAGUCCUAACAGUAGAUUCACUUAUCACAUGGUAAGCGGGAUGUCACUCAGGCCACGGGUAAAUUAUUUACAAGACUUUUCUUAUCAAAGAUCAUUAAAAUUUAGACCUAAAGGGAAACCUUGCCCCAAGGAAAUUCCCAAAGAAUCAAAAAAUACAGAAGUUUUAGUUUGGGAAGAAUGUGUGGCCAAUAGUGCGGUGAUAUUACAAAACAAUGAAUUCGGAACUAUUAUAGAUUGGGCACCUCGAGGUCAAUUCUACCACAAUUGCUCAGGACAAACUCAGUCGUGUCCAAGUGCACAAGUGAGUCCAGCUGUUGAUAGCGACUUAACAGAAAGUCUAGACAAACAUAAGCAUAAAAAAUUACAGUCUUUCUACCCUUGGGAAUGGGGAGAAAAAGGAAUCUCUACCCCAAGACCAGAAAUAAUAAGUCCUGUUUCUGGUCCUGAACAUCCAGAAUUAUGGAGGCUUUGGCCUGACACCACAUUAGAAUUUGGUCUGGAAAUCAAACUUUAGAAACAAGAGAUCGUAAGCCAUUUUAUACUAUCGACCUAAAUUCCAGUCUAACGGUUCCUUUACAAAGUUGCGUAAAGCCCUCUUAUAUGCUAGUUGUAGGAAAUAUAGUUAUUAAACCAGACUCCCAAACUAUAACCUGUGAAAAUUGUAGAUUGUUUACUUGCAUUGAUUCAACUUUUAAUUGGCGGCACCGUAUUCUGCUGGUGAGAGCAAGAGAGGGCGUGUGGAUCUCUGUGUCCGUGGACUGACCGUGGGAGGCCUCGCCAUCCAUCCAUAUUUUGACUGAAGUAUUAAAAGGCAUUUUAAAUAGAUCCAAAAGAUUCAUUUUUACCUUAAUUGCAGUGAUUAUGGGAUUAAUUGCAGUCACAGCUACGGCUGCUGUGGCAGGAGUUGCAUUGCACUCUUCUGUUCAGUCGGUAAACUUUGUUAAUGAUUGGCAAAAGAAUUCUACAAGAUUGUGGAAUUCACAAUCUAGUAUUGAUCAAAAAUUGGCAAAUCAAAUUAAUGAUCUUAGACAAACUGUCAUUUGGAUGGGAGACAGACUCAUGAGCUUAGAACAUUGUUUCCAGUUACAGUGUGACUGGAAUACGUCAGAUUUUUGUAUUACACCCCAAAUUUAUAAUGAGUCUGAGCAUCACUGGGACAUGGUUAGACGCCAUCUACAGGGAAGAGAAGAUAAUCUCACUUUAGACAUUUCCAAAUUAAAAUAACAAAUUUUCGAAGCAUCAAAAGCCCAUUUAAAUUUGAUGCCAGGAACUGAGGCAAUUGCAGGAGUUGCUGAUGGCCUCGCAAAUCUUAACCCUGUCACUUGGGUUAAGACCAUCGGAAGUACUAUGAUUAUAAAUCUCAUAUUAAUCCUUGUGUGCCUGUUUUGUCUGUUGUUAGUCUGCAGGUGUACCCAACAGCUCCGAAGAGACAGCGACCAUCGAGAACGGGCCAUGAUGACGAUGGCGGUUUUGUCGAAAAGAAAAGGGGGAAAUGUGGGGAAAAGCAAGAGAGAUCAGAUUGUUACUGUGUCUGUGUAGAAAGAAGUAGACAUAGGAGACUCCAUUUUGUUCUGUACUAAGAAAAAUUCUUCUGCCUUGAGAUUCUGUUAAUCUAUGACCUUACCCCCAACCCCGUGCUCUCUGAAACAGGUGCUGUGUCAAACUCAGGGUUAAAUGGAUUAAGGGUUGUGCAAGAUGUGCUUUGUUAAACAAAUGCUUGAAGGCAGCAUGCUCCUUAAGAGUCAUCACCACUCCCUAAUCUCAAGUACCCAGGGACACAAAAACUGCGGAAGGCCGCAGGGACCUCUGCCUAGGAAAGCCAGGUAUUGUCCAAGGUUUCUCCCCAUGUGAUAGUCUGAAAUAUGGCCUCAUGGGAAGGGAAAGACCUGACCGUCCCCCAGCCCGACACCCGUAAAGGGUCUGUGCUGAGGAGGAUUAGUAUAAGAGGAAGGCAUUCCUCUUGCAGUUGAGACAAGAGGAAGGCAUCUGUCUCCUGCCCGUCCCUGGGCAAUGGAAUGUCUCGGUAUAAAACCCGAUUGUACGUUCCAUCUACUGAGAUAGGAAGAAAACGCCUUAGGGCUGGAGGUGGGACAUGCAGGCAGCAAUACUGCUUUGUAAAGCAUUGAGAUGUUUAUGUGUAUGCAUAUCUAAAAGCACAGCACUUGAUUCUUUACCUUGUCUAUGAUGCAAAGACCUUUGUUCACGUGUUUGUCUGCUGACCCUCUCCCCACUAUUGUCUUGUGACCAUGACACAUCCCCCUCUCAGAGAAACACCCACGAAUGAUCAAUAAAUACUAAGGGAACUCAGAGACGGCGCGGAUCCUCCAUAUGCUGAACGCUGGUUCCCUGGGUCCCCUUAUUUCUUUCUCUAUACUUUGUCUCUGUGUCUUUUUCUUUUCCAAGUCUCUCAUUCCACCUUAAGAGAAACACUCACAGGUGUGGAGGGGCAACCCAUCCCUUCAGAGGUGGGUGGAUCACCUGAGGUCAGGAGUUCAAGACAAGCCUGGCCAACAUGGUGAAACCCCAUCUCUACUAAAAAUACAAAAUUAGCCAGGUGUGGUGGCAGGUGUCUGUAGUCCCAGCUACUUGGGAGGCUGACGAGAAUCGCUUGAACCUGGGAGGGGGAGGUUUCAGUGAGCCGAGAUUGCACCACUGCACUCCAGCCUGGGGGACAGAGUGAAACUCUGUCUCAAAAAAACAACAAAAAACCCCACCUAUAGACAGGACUAGCUACAUAAAUAACUUGCAGGGCUCAGUGUAAAAUGAAAGUGUGAGGUCCCUUUUUCAAAGACGUAGAAGGCCGGGUGCGGUGGCUCAUGCCUGUAAUCCCAGCACUUUGGGAGGCUGAGGCAGGCAGGUUAUGAGGUCAGGAGUUCGAGACAGCCUGACCAAUAUGGUGAAACCCCAUCUCUACUAAAAAUACAAAAAUUAGCUGGGUGUGGUAGCGGGCGCCUGUAGUCCCAGCUACUCAGGAGGCUGAGGCAGAAGAAUUACUUGAACCCAGGAGACGGAGGUUGCAGUGAGCUGAGAUCGUGCCACUGCACUCUCCAGCCUCCUCGGUGACAGAGCGAGACUCUGUCUCAAAAAAAAAAAAAAAAACAGAAAAAGGUGCUAUUAAAGAUACCAAAAUAUAAGGCACUUUCCUUUAUUCUGCAAUCUGUCUCUCCACUUUUCAUAGUAUUUUUUCAUUUGUUAUUUAACAUCAUGUUUUGUCAGGUGAGGACAUUUACUCAGCCAGUGCAGCACUCACUGGUAUCCAGGGGCCAUAGGUGAUUUGACGCACCCACAUGGCCCACCAGCUGUUGAGUUCCACCUCCAGCCAGCCACUGGACCAACAUGCAGUGCCCUGGCUGGGGGCAGGAAAGUCUAACAAACCAUUUCAUUCCACUGUCCUCCUGGCCAAACCCACAGAGGACAGGUAAACCCCCUUGUAUGUGUUUUGUACUUGGAUCUGGGGUGGGCAUCAAGUCACUUGCAGAAUGUAUGAUGGUGCUGCCAGCUUGGGGGAAGGAGGAGGGCAGCAGUAGUAUUGGAGGGGAGGGGAAAGAUAGGCCAUUGUCAGGGAACUGCAGACUCAGCCCGUGGAGGCAGCUGGGGAAGCAGCAGAAAGCGGUACUGCACGUUAGCUGAGACACCAAGCCCUAGGCACAUGCUCUAUUAUUCUCUUGUACUACUUCACUGAUAAAACACAAAAUUAAAGAUAGAAUUAGACUUUCAAGACAGCAACAGCAGAAAAUUAAACCCCAAGUAUGGGACCCUCCUUAGCACAGUGCCGUAUGCAACUGCACUGGUCACACAACUUGAAGCUGGCUCUGCCUUUAGAUUACAAGAAAUUUGGGCAGGGUGUGGCAGUUCAUGCCUGUAAUCCCAGCACUUUGGGAGGACAAAGCCAGAGGAUAGCUUGAGGCCAGGAAUUUGAGACCAGACUGGUCAACCUAGAGAGACUCUGUUUCUACAAAAUCUAAAAAAAAAAUUAGCUGGGCAUGGUGGUGCAUGCCUGCAGUCUCAGCUACUUGGGAGGCUGAGGUGGGAGGAUCGCUUGAUCUCAGGAGUUUGAGGCUGCAGUGACACGUGAUUGUACCACUGCACUCCAGCCUGGGUGACAGAGCAAGAUCCUGUCUCAGAAAAAAAAAAGAAAAAAUUUUAGUGACUUUGUUAACCAGUUACAAUGUAUGGAUUUCAUUUAAGCCCUGCUUAAAUGGACCUGGGGUAAUUAGAGUACUUAUUGGAUUUUUGUUAUUAAGAUUUACUGUUAAUUUUUUAGGUUUUAUGAUUGUACUGUGGUUAUUUUUUAGUUAUUUUUUCAAAGUACAUACUAAAUAUAUUUACAGAUGAAAGAACAUGUCUGAGUCAGGCAUGAUGGCUCACGCUUGUAAUGUCAGCACUUUGGGAGGCUGAGGUGGCUGGAUCACUUCAGGUCAGGAGUCUGAGACCAGCCUGACCAACAUGGUGAAUCCCUGUCUCUACUAAAAAAAUACAAAAUCAGCCAGGUGUGAUGGUGCAUAUCUGUAAUCCCAGCUACUUGGGAGGCUGGGGCAGGAGAAUUGCUUGAACCCAGGAAGUGGAAGUUGCAGUGAGCCGUGAUCACGCCAUUGUACUCCAGCCUGGGCAACAAGAGAAAUUCUGUCUCAAAAAAAAAAAAAAGAAAUAACAUAUUUAAGAUUUGCUUUAAAAUAAUCUGAAGGCAGAGUUAGUGGGUGUGAUAAUUAAUAUUAGAUAUCAAAUUGAUUGGAUUGACAGAUGCCUAGAUGCUGAAUCAUUGUUUCUAGGUGUGUCUGUGAGGGUGUUUCCGGAGGAGAUUUACUUGUGAGUCAGUGGACUGAGAGGGAAGGACUCACCCUGAAGGUGGACAGGCACCAUGCAAUCAGCUGGCCCAACUAGGACAAAGCAGGCAGAAGAAGGGGGAUACUCAGCUCAUACUGCUUUAUUUCUCUUGCUCCCUUCUCGAGUGGGAUGCCAUCUUUCUUCUGCCCUUGCACAUCAUACUCCAGGUUCUUUGGGUUUUGGACUCUGGAACUUGCACCAGCAGCCUCUCGGGGAUUCUCAGGCCUUCAGCCACAGGUUGGGGACUACGCUUUUGUCUUUCCUAGUUCUAAGGCUUUUGGACUGGAAUGAAGCCACCAGCUUUUCUGGUUCUCCAGUUUGUGGACACCCUGUUAGUGAGACUUCUUCACCUUUGUGAUUGUGUAAGCCAAUUCCGCCUAAUAAAAUCUCUAUCUA
Molecule: messenger RNA, 15260 nt
Organism: Homo sapiens (human)
Lineage: Eukaryota; Metazoa; Chordata; Mammalia; Primates; Hominidae
Product: endogenous retrovirus group K member 5 Gag polyprotein
Exons: 3
Coding region: 4279-6495 (738 amino acids)
Source: RefSeq, a predicted model, not a curated record